AUGUUUUGGUAUGCUUCAUCUGCUGGAGAACGAGGUAUCCAAGUUAUUAUUGUUGGUGCAGGGGGUGCAGCCCAUUUGCCAGGUAUGGUAGCUGCAUUGACACCCUUACCUGUCAUUGGAGUUCCUGUGCGUGCUUCAACAUUAGAUGACCUUGACUCCCUUCUCUCAAUUGUUCAGGAGGACGUGUCUGAAGCUGAAGCACUUCCUGUGAUUAUAGACUUACAGUAGGUUUGAAAAACUGGAUUCGUGUAACUUUUGUUGCAGACCCAUCUUCUCUUGAAGAAGCUCUUGAUAGAGUGAAGUCUUUUUGCCAAAAGCAUUCUCAUCAGCAAAAGGUUCAUAUUCUAUUAGAAAGGAAAUUGUCAAAGGAUAAUUUAGUCAUGACUUUCUUUUAAUGUUGUACAUG
Messenger RNA from Lactuca virosa, 406 nucleotides. NCBI's taxonomy places the organism in Eukaryota, Viridiplantae, Streptophyta, Magnoliopsida, Asterales, Asteraceae. The record is from the annotation of a GenBank genome assembly.